Molecule: messenger RNA, 380 nt
Organism: Macroventuria anomochaeta
Lineage: Eukaryota; Fungi; Ascomycota; Dothideomycetes; Pleosporales; Didymellaceae
Exons: 1
Coding region: 9-335 (108 amino acids)
Source: RefSeq, a predicted model, not a curated record
CGACAGUCAUGGGACGCUACUUGAAUGCCGGACCUUUGGAACGAUGCUCGUAUCCUCGAGUAGCGCGAUUCUACGUGUAUUCCAUAUCCAAACAACGGCCGUUGGCGAAAUCAAACUGCCGAGUGCAUACGCUCUGGGCCAAUCGGAAGCCAUACUUAUCUGAUCUUACGCGGCACGAUAAGUGGACUUGGUCUCUACUCGCAGCUCUACCACUCUGCUGGUUUACAAGAAAUAUUGAGCUAUUAUCGCACGCUCUUGCUCAUGCAAACCUGACGCUCAGGGGGUCACUUCGUUCACAACCUAGCCACAAGAAGGCUGCAGCCGCUCCUCAUUGAGUCUUGAGACGUCUUUACACCCAAUUGACCAACGCACGAUCAGCC